CCAUCAUUUGAAAAAUACAUCAUGUGAUCUGUUUUACUCAAAAAGUCGUGUGUUCACUGUUUCAUUGAAAACACAAGGCGCAUGCGUAGGCGUAGCCAUAUUGGAGAGGAAAGGAAAUCUUUUGAUAAUUUGAUGUUGUAAACAUUCGCAGAUAUUCAAUAGAAACAAAUAAUUUCACAGAAAUUUAAUGUUGAAAUGUGAUAUAUCUAUGAUACACCCAAUGAGUAAAAGAAUAUUGAUGAAAUGCCAGCAUUACCCAAGCCCGGAAAAUUAAAUGAUCCUGAAAUAGCAGCUCUCUUCUCAACAGAGGAUCCGGAACGAAUAUUUUCAGACCUGAGAGAAAUUGGACAUGGAAGUUUUGGUGCUGUAUACUAUGCCAGAAAUGUUGUUACCAAAGAGAUUGUUGCCAUCAAGAAGAUGUCCUACAAUGGCAAACAGGCAGGAGAGAAAUGGCAGGACAUUAUCAAAGAAGUAAAGUUCUUGAGGCAGGUCAAACAUGAAAACACCAUAGACUACAAAGGAUGUUUUCUCAAAGAACACACAGCAUGGAUGGUAAUGGAAUACUGUCUGGGUUCAGCAUCGGACAUUAUUGAAGUUCACAAGAAGCCAUUAAAAGAAGAUGAAAUAGGAGAAAUCUGUCAUCAGUGUUUGAAAGGUUUAGAAUAUCUUCAUAGCUUUGGCAAAAUACACAGGGAUGUUAAAGCUGGCAAUAUAUUACUUACAGAGAAUGGAACUGUCAAAUUAGCUGACUUUGGUUCUGCUUCCAUUGUGUGUCCAGCUAACUCCUUUGUGGGUACACCUUACUGGAUGGCACCAGAAGUGAUUCUUGCCAUGGAUGAAGGCCAGUAUGAAGGGAACGCAGAUAUAUGGUCCCUUGGUAUCACUUGUAUAGAGCUAGCUGAAAGAAAGCCUCCCUUGUUCAAUAUGAAUGCUAUGAGUGCCCUUUAUCACAUAGCUCAAAACGAUCCUCCUACUCUUGCCGGUGGAGAUUGGUCAGAUGAAUUCCGUCAAUUUGUAGACUCCUGUUUGUCAAAAAGUCCCUGUGAUAGACCCUCAGCAAAUAUUUUAAUUAAGGGUCCAUUUAUUGAUAAAACCCGACCACCUAAUGUUAUAUUAGAUUUAAUACAAAGAACAAAAGAUGCUGUGAGAGAACUAGAUAAUUUACAAUACAAAAGAAUGAAAAAGAUACUCAUGGUAGAUGUGAUAGAUGUGGAGAAUGGUCCAAAUGGGCGGUCAGAUGUGACGGAGGAUGAUUCUUCUCAGGACGGUGAUAAUGUGGACAGCAGUAAAUCCAGCAGUAUAGCUAGUCAACAAAGCUCUCAUUCCAUUAGUAUGAGUAGUAAAAGUAGUAGUCAAAACAGCAUUCAUAGUGCCACUAAUGAUGAUUUAGGAUUUAGUAGUUUCUCAAGGGAGAGAAGUGAUUGGUCAAAUCCAAGAUCAAGUAUUGCUGAACAUGCACACACAAACAAGUCAUCCAAUGCUAGUAAUAGAAGUGUUGAACCUGGUGCUAAUAAUUUCGCUACAAUAAGAACGACAUCGAUAGUUACUAAACAGAUCAAGGAUCAUGAGGUGUCCAAUGAACUGAGAGAACAGUUUGCUGGAUAUAAAAGACUCAGAAAACAACACCAAAAACAACUUCUAUCUCUUGAAAGUAAAUAUAAACAAGAGAUGGAGGAACACAAACAGAGGUUAGACAAAGAAUAUGAUAAUCUGAAACAGCAGUUUAGUAUGGAAUUGGAAAGGUUAAAAAAGAAACAGCAGCAAGAUUUAGACAAAAGGCAAAAGACAAAUCAAGCCAUGGAGAAGAAGUUGAUACGACAAAUUUCAGCAACACAAGAUACAGAGAGGAAAACUUUUGGAGCUAUGCAGAAAAAAGAAUACAAGCUCAACAAAGAACAAAUGAAAAGAGAAAUAGAUAGUGGAACUCCUAAAAAGGAAAGAGAAGACACAUUAAAAUUACACAAGGAUCGUUUGAUGUCCCGUCAAAAAGAGGCAGAAACUAGACUUGAAAAACAACACAAAGACUCUAUAGAAUUUGAAAUCCGUAAAUUUAGACGACGGAAAGUUGUACAAUAUCACACUUUAGAGAAAGAUCAGAUUCAGGAGGAAUUAACAAAAUUACAAGAACAGCAAGAAAAAGAACAUAGUAUGUUAUUACGGCAUCAUGAGUCAACGCAGGAAUUAGAAUAUAAACAAUUGUUAGCAAUUCAAAAUUUACGGGACGAACAUUUACGGAAACAACAUAUUACUGAACGUGAAAAUCAAAAGGAAUAUAAUAGUCGUGAGGAAUCCAAUUUAAGGAAAAAACAUUUAAUGGAACAUAAACAGCAGCCGAGGAGUUUGAAGCAAAAAGAGGUGCAAAUUCGUAAACAAUUUCAUGAAGCUGUGCAAACACAAAGAAAACAAUAUAGAGCUCUUAAAGAUCAUAUUGUACAAAAUACACCUAAAAAUGAACAAAAAGCUGUUGUGAAAAAACUAAAGGAAGAACAAGUGAGGAAAUUAAAUAUUCUUGGAGAGCAGUAUGAGGCCAGUAUAGCAGAAAUGUUACAGCAGCAAAAUAUGAGAUUAGAUGACGCCCAGUUAACGGAGGCACAAGAGUUGAAACAACGACUGCAGCAAGAGUUAGAACUCCUGAUGGCAUAUCAGAGUAAAAUAAAAAUGCAGAUGGAAGCACAGCACCAUAGAGAGAGGAAACAGUUAGAGGAGAGAGUGUCGUUACGACGAGCUCUCCUUGAACAAAAGAUGGACGAUGACCGAACAAAACUUUCAAGUGCUAAAACAGAAAUGGUUAAAGCUUUAAAUGAACGACAAGUGAAAGAAAUAGAAGAAUUCGAUGAAGAGACUAUAAGUUUAGGAAUGAACGCCAUGGAAGUGAUGGAAGCCUCUACGAUGGCACAGAAUUAUGAUGACGAUGUUAGUUUACGUGGAAGUAUGAUAAGUCUGACUCCAAGUAACAGUAGUAGUUCUUUCACUUCCACCUCGUAUCGGGAUUAACCCACAUCAUGUUCGUCGUUUUACUCAGGUGUUCAGAACACCAAUAGUUACCACACACUCGCUGAAUUUCCCCUUUAUAGAGGAUUUCAUAACUUAAUCCAUCACUGUUCGGUUCUGUUCCAGGCAAAAAAAUGUGCUUAAUAUAGAAAAUGUUAACCAUGUAUUCUGAACGUUCAAGUGCCAUGCAGAAGGUAGAACCUCAGUGAUGGUUACCAAGGCAACCAAAUGAGUGGCCUUGGAACAGGAGUAGUUAACUACAAGUGUGAUUAAAAUGGAGAGUAUAUACUCCUCAUUGUGGAUGAAGUGCUUUCAUUAUUAAAGUUAUCUCACUUCAAGUCUUACAGCGGGAUGCAAGAUUCAUAUAAGAAGUCGUAAUGAUGUUAAUUUCUGUUAAUUCUGAAAUUUUUGCAUGCCUUUAUUUAUUGUGAUUUUUUUAGAAUGGACACAAAUGCCAGAUUAAUCCAUUUAAUCAUUGUGGUUUCAGUAAAUGAUGCAUUCAAAUAACAAUGAAUAUCAGAAUUUAAAACACAUGUUUUUAUUUACUUCCUAAGUUAUUAUUUUAUAUGAUUUUAUCAUGUUUAUAUGACAAUAAAAAUAGAUUAAAAAGUGAAAUAACUAUUCCAAAUGAGAAAUACAAAAAGAACUUAAUAAUCCAGUCCUGUCUUUUUACUUCCUAUGAAUUAAAAAGUAUUUGAAAAAUGUGUAGUCUUGCAUCCCUCUAAGCUAACUUGAGUAACUUAAAUAUGUUUUACUAUGCUUAAUUAUUUUGUUAAGUGUAUACCAAUUUAUGAUAUAUAUAUUAUUUUGUAUUGUAUGAAACUUAGAAAAUAUGAUAAUCUAAGAAUUAUUAAUAUUUAUGGUACUUAAAAAAUUAGAAUGAGAGAAACCACACAAUAGAAUUACAUCAUGGAGGUAUAGUUAAUCAAAAUGACAUAUCAUUUCUGUUGAACAGAGUAGGUAAAACUUAGAAGAAGGGAUAGAGAUAUACAAUGAUAUACUGAUAUAUGGGGCAUAGCUUUUCUGUAGUGUUGGGACAUUUUUUAUGCUGAUUUUUUUUUUGUUAAUCUGACUUUACAAACUGAUGAUAGGAUAGAUUAAAAUUUCCCUUUUUGAGACAACAGUUACAUCAUUGAGACUGCCUAAAAUAACAUAAGUUUUCCUGAUGUAAUUUUGAAAACAGAUUACUUUGACCAUCCACUUCAAAGAAUUAAAAAUUAAAUUGUAUAGUUGAAAGAAAGUAUGGACUGGUUUAAGUGUUCUUACAAGAAAAAAAAUGUACAAGUUUUAUGGCUGGUCUCUUAAAACUUGUAAGGAAGAGCCAAGGAAAGACACUUAUAAAAUUGGGAAUGGAAACGGGGAAUGUGUCAAAGAGACAAUAACCCGACCAUCUUAUGAAUUACUGCUGAUUAUUGUUGACCAUUGGGUUCAUUAAUUUUACUAAAUAUUUCCAAUGGAAAAUGAAAGAUUUUGGUGUGUUUAUAUAUAUCAAUGUCAUGAUUUAUAUAUGGCUAAUUCAAUUCACAAGUAAGGUAUCAAAAUAUUUAUUUUAUUUAAUUAUAGUAAAGCUAUGCUCCUGUCUGAAAUUUACAUUUGAACCCAAGUUUCUUAAGAUUUCAACAAUAUGGUAUAUUUUAGUAACUGCAUAUUAUUUAAUAACAUCCACUUAUAAAUAUUUAAAUUCAUCUGUUUAUUUAUUUUGCUUUGAGAUAAUUCCACUAUUGUAUACCAGUUUUAAAGAUACACCUUUAAUCAAAGUACCUGUACAUUUUUGUACCUUAUAAUUUUGGUAAUUUUUGUUUACCUUCUGUUAUAUAAGUGCCAACUGCAGUGCUCUGUUAUUAUGCUAUAAGGAACACCUGUCAUUGUUUUUCAUUUCUUACACAUAUGGAAUGAAAAAUACCAUUUUGUUACAAAAUAAGAACAAUUAAACAGAUUCCUCUCUAAUAUACUUGUCAUAUGUAAACUAAUACACCAAUCACUAUCCAAUUCUUCUGCGUAACUUUUUUAAAGUGGGUAAAUAUACCUGGAAAUUUAUGCAUGACAGAAAACAGAAAGCUAAUACUUCAAAGACUUUCUGACUCAGGUUUGAACUAUUUUAUCAUGAAAGGGGAAUUCCUGGAGAUUGAAAUGUGACAGAAAUUUCUUUCAAAUAACCAUUUAUCAUGUUUUUGAAGUAAUUUUUCUGUAUAUUUGUUAUUGAUUUCUAACGAUUUCUAAUUUUUAUACGACCGCAAAAAUUAAAAAUUUUUUGGUCGUAUAUUGGUAUGACGUUGGUGUCGUCGUCGUUGUCGUCGUCUGGUGUCGUCCGGCGUCGUCCGAAGACACAUUGGUUUUUGCACUCUAACUUUAGUUUAAGAGAAUGGAUCUCCAUGAAAUUUUACCAUAAGGUUCAAUACCACGAAAGGAAGGCUGGGAUUGAUUUUGGGGGUUAUGGUACCAACAGUUAAGGAAUUAGGGGCCAAAAAGGGGCCAAAAAUAAGCAUUUUUGUAACUUCCAGACAAUAACGUGUGUGUUAGUGUAUGGAUCUCUCUGACAUUGUACCACAAGGUUCCAUAUCACAAAGGGAAGGCUGUAAUUGAUUUUGGGGGUAAUUGCCUCAAAAUUUUAGGAAUAAGGGGCCAAAAAAGGGGCAAAAAACAAGCAUUUUUCUAGUUUCAUGACAAUAACUUGUGUGUAAGUGUUUGGAUAUUUCUGAAAUUGUACUACAAGGUUCCAUAUCACAAAGGGAAAGCUGGAAUUGAGUUUGGGGGUAAUUGUCCGAAACGUUUAGGAAUUGGGGGCCAAAAAGGGGCAAAAAAAAUGCAUUUUUCUAGUUUCCAGACAAUAACUUGUGUUCAAGUGUAUGGAUCUCUCUGAAAUUGUACUGCAAGGUACCAUACCACAAAGGGAAGGCUGGGAUUGAGUUUGGGGGUGAUGAAUCAUAAGGGGGUUCAAAAAAUUUGGGGGGGGGGAUUUUUUUUCUUUUAAAAUUUUCCAUUUUAAGUUGGUUAUUUCUGAUUUAUAUUUAAAAGCAAAUAAUAAUGAUAUGGUAGGAGAUACACACUAAACAGGAUGUGUAAAUUAUUAUAUAAUAAGUAUUGUGCAAUAGCAAGAAAUUUUCAAUAGCACAGUAUUGCACAAUAGCAAGAAAUCUUCAAUUGCACAGUAUUGCGCAAUAGCAAGAAAUCUUCAAUUGCACAGUAUUGCGCAAUAGCAAGAAAUAUCUAAUAGCACAAUAUUGCGCAAUAGCAAGAAAUUGUCAAUUGUACAGUAUUGCGCAAUAGCAAGAAAUAUUCAAUUGCACAGUAUUGUGCAAAAGAAGAUACUUCGUAUAAAUUGCUUAUUUCUUGAUCAAUUUCAAUGGGGUUUUAUUCUUGAAUUCUUGGGGUUCUUUAAUAUGCGGAAUCUAACUGUGUAUUAAGUUUUUGGAUUUUGGGACCGGUUUUUUAAUUGGUCCACAUUGAGGUCCAAAGGGUCCAAAAUUUAACUUUGUUUGAUUUCAUCAAAAAUUGAAUUAUUGGGGUUGUUUGAUAUGCCGAAUCUAACCGUGUAUUUAGAUUCUUAAUUUUUGGUUCCGUUUUCAAAUUGGUCUACAUUAAGGUCCAAAAGGUCCAAAAUUAAACUUAGUUUGAUUUUAACAAAAAUUGAAUUUUUAGGGUUCUUUGAUAUGCUGAAUCUAAACAUGUAUUUAGAUUUUUGAUUAUGGGCCCAGUUUUCAAGAUGGUCCAAAUCGGGGUCCAAAAUUAAACUUUGUUUGAUUUCAACAAAAAUUGAAUAUAUGGGGUUCUUUGAUAUGCUGAAUCUAACCAUGUAUUUAGAUUUUUGAUUUUUGGGCCCCGUUAUCAACUUUGUCCACAUUGAGGUCAAAAGGGUCCAAAAUUAAACUUUGUUUGAUUUCAUCAAAAAUUGAAUUCUUGGGGUUCUUUGAUAUGCUGAAUCUAACCAUGUAUUUAGAUUUUGGAUAUUGGACCAUAAUAGGUGAAUGUCCAAUUUAAAAUUUUUAAGUUCUUAGACCACAUUCAUUCUGUGUCAGAAACCUAUGCUGUGUCAAAUAUUUAAUCACAAUCCAAAUUCAGAGCUGUAUCAAGCUUGAAUGUUGUGUCCAUACUUGCCCCAACUGUUCAGGGUUCGACCUCUGCGGUCGUAUCAAGCUGCGCCCUGCGGAGCAUUUUAUUAAUGAGUAAUAUAGUAAAGAUAUACUGACAUAAAAGGUCUCUAAACACAGUAGCUCCAAAUGGAACUUUUUGUUAUUGGAAGCCAUAUUAAUUAUGUGAAUCAUUGGACAAAAAUAUGUAGCAUAUAAAAAUAUAGGAUAUUUCUUAACUUUUAACCUUUGAGUUUGUAUGAAAUUGAAAUGAAAAAAAAAAACACCUAAAAUUCACUGGUAUGACAAUGGAGCACUGUACAACUAUUACUUCAGUGUCAUUUAUGUUACCAUGUGUCACAUGAUCAUUUUGUCAUGCUGUAAUAUCAAUCCCAUAAUCCCACAGUCUAAUAAUCCAGGUGAAAACUUAGCAACAGUGUUAUAUAUUAUUUUAGUUAGAAACACCUUUGGUGCUACUCGUUGUAAAAAAAACAUGUAUAACAAACAUGCUAUGUCUUGUUUUUCAUCAUUUGCAGCAUUUUAUUUAAUCUCUGAAAUACAGGCCUGUGUCUUUCCUUUGUCAAACUUCUUAUUCUGUCGCACCAAUAACAAUCAGGGUUAGGGCAUGGAGUGAACAAGGUUGUUUGACAAAGGAUGACACGAGCCUCUUUCUGAGAUUUUAUUACUUACUGAUAAUCAGGAAUAUAUAAGAUACUCUCUGUCUUUCUAUAUAAGUAUAUUGUACAUGUGUAUUUAAGCUUCUGAAAAAAAUAUUAGAAAUGAAACAAGACAUGAAGGGUUAUUCUAUAUAAAGGAAAAGCACUUAGUAUUAAAGACUCUAUUAAAUAUUUUGUUCUCCUUCGGUUUUAAGAAGAAUCCACGAGAAAUACUUAAAUAUUUGGAGUAUGCCAAUUGAUUGUGGUCAUGGGCUAUAAUGUUUGUUAAAAAUGUACACAAGCCUUUCAUGUAGGUUAUAGUCAUAACUAUGUACUGUCAAUUUAUUAUUAUGUGUGGGAUACCAGAAGUUAUUAUGGAAAUUUGUGAUCCACAAAUAUUAAAAAAUGAUGCUUGUAUGCAAAAUAUGUCAAAACUCGGAAAAUGCAAUUUUUUCGCAAUCCACAAAAAUUGGUACCCAGUAAAAUCAACGAAUCCAUAUUAAAACAUGUUUAUGGGCUCAUUAAUGUGUAAAUAAGAAUUUUAGAAAGAACUUUUUUUUGUUUGGUUCUGUGGAUUCAUCAGAACCUCUGUUUUACACAUGUAACCAUGAUAAGUAAUGAAGCCCCCUAUCGUAAACUCAUUCAAAGAAUGAUUUUUAGAAAGUAUAUUUAAGAAGAGCUUGUUAUUCAGAUUUAUAACAUAGAAAUUUGCUGGUUCAAAUGCUGUAAUGUUAUGCCUAAUUUAUUUGGUCUUUUUGUUAGGGGUUGAUCCAAAAUUAAAUGCAUGGGGGACAUGGAAGGCACUUUAAAAAAAAAAAAUCAAUUUAAGAAGACAAUUUGCCAUUAUAUAAAUAACACAUAGCUGAAAGGGUGAUAGAGCAGAUUGUUACCCUGAAAAACAUUGUCAACUGAGGCGAAGCCGGGGGUUGACCAUGCUUUUUAGAGGGGUACCAAUCUGCUCUAUCACCCUCUCAUCUAUGUGUUAUUUAAUUUAUUAUACUGAAUGUUCUAUCAUGAUUGUCUUUUGCUGUUAAAUUUUAGAUUGAAAGUACUUAUCUAUGACGUCGCGUACAAAACAACGUUACAGUUAUUAGAAAAUAUAAUAACAUUAUUUGAUCCAAAGACAAAUGCUAUGGAUUGUUUUUUUUUCAUCUGUUAAUGUUUUUCAUAAAUUGAAGAAAGGUUGCAUUUUCCUGGAUACCUAGACCUCAAAUUAUCAUGGUUAUAACAAUUUGUAAACAAGCUUUUUGACAAUUUGCCUUUUUGUGAAACACUUAAAUUUGUUCUUCUCUUUACCCACAAAAUCCAUGAAAAUUAGUACCCCAUGAAUGACAAUAAAUUCACAGUAGCCCCAUUUCCCAUAUUUGUAUACAUCCAUCCAUUAGGCCAGGUUUUAUAUACCUCAUCUGUCCCAAUACUCUUUCUGCUUAUUUAUAGGUUUACAUACGCUUCCCAGUUUUUUUAUUUUAGUUGUUUUUGGAAUAAUUGUAACACACUACAGCACACUGACAUGACAUCUUGAUAUUUAUGGCCAUGUUCACCAAAGCAAAUUACAAGGUUACAGAAAUUUAUAUGAAAAAAAAUUCAAGUAGAUUAUAUAUGUGCAUCACAUUUUAAGUAAAUAUACAUGAAAAAGGUGUCAAUGACAGAAUUGUUAACUUUUUAAUUUGGACCAAAAAUAAGAUAAAUCCAUUUGUCAAACCUUCACAUUUACCAACCAGGAUGACAUUGUAGAAAAAAAUCUACCUCAGUAAGAACUGCAGCUUUUCUACAAAUCAUUCCCCAUUUUUGCUUUAUGAUUAGAUUACUGCUGUUAGUUUGUAGUUAAUUCAUUUCAAAUUUUCUAAAAUGACCUACGAAAAGCUGCAAAUGUAAAAAUUUUCAUAACAAUGAAUGUUAUUUUAUUAAAUGUUAUGAUAGCAAAUGUUUAUUAGAGAAUGGGGAAUCUUUAAACAUGUGAAAGGUUUUUUUCUGUCUCAAACUCCUUUACCAACUUGAUACAACCAGUAAAUUCAAUUCUGUGCAAGUAAUUUUCGUCAUGAAUAUAAAAUUUCUUUGUUUACUAAAAUAUUGUAUGGGUUUAUAUUGAUGAUAAUUAAGACUCAAUUGAAAAUUUGUAUUUUAUUGAGACUAAAUUUGAUUUUGAGGGGAACAAGAAAUCCAUGAAAAUUGUACACAGCAAACAAAAAUACAUUCACAGCAUUAUAAGCUGAGAUAGACAUUGUCCUCAAAUUUUUUCAUUACCUUUUAAAAGGUCAUCUUUCAUGUUAUUAAGGCCAUGGUGAAAUAAAAAUUCAGAUUGUCAUCCCUGUUGUUCUGAUUUGUCUUUUAGAGCAACACAUUCUUUAUGUUCCUUUUCUUUUAUUUUGCUAGAGAGGUUUAAUAUAAAAAAACUUAUGACAUAAAAUUGUAAACAGAAUUUGCUUGACUAGCCCACUUUAUCAAAAGUUGGAUGAGAAUCUAGGAAUUUUUUGUUUUGGCCUUUAUAACCAAUUACGACUUAUGUAUUACAUUAUAUAUCUUAAGAUGAAUAAUGUAUUAUGGUAAAAGAACACCAGUUUAUGACCCAAGUUGGAAAACAAUCCAGUCAGUUAUACAACUUAAAAUUAAAGUAACACUAUAUAAAAUUCUUGUGUUAACUGGCAACCUAGAAUAUAUGCACCAAGAAUGUCUUGAAUCUUUGUAAAAGUGAGAAUUUAGAAUUUUAAAAUUUAAUUUAGAGUAAAUUUAAUGGGAAACCAGUAUCAUUUUUUUUAUCACUACACACUGUUAAGGUACUGGUUGAUUGUAAGUUUACAUUAGAAUAUAAUCAUGAUUUAAGUAUGACCCUGCUGAUUCUGGUUCUUAUAUUAUAUCAGUACUACAACUCCAUGAAUAUGCCAUGUAAAUAGAUACCACUUGUUAUAUGAUCAAAUAUAAGUGCAACAUUACCUGUCAUGAAUUAUUUUAUUUAUAUCUGUAUUUUGCUUUUAUCUAAAGUAAUACAGCCAAACCAAAUUUCUGUUAAUAGUACAUUGGACUGUUUGGUAUUGCAGCUAUUAAUAUACUAUUUAUUUUGUAUCCUCAGCAUUUAUUACCAGUUAAAAUGAUUGUUUAAAUUUCUUUUGCAUUGUUAGAAAGUACAUCAAGGAAAUAGUUGACUAUGUACACUAACCCAAUGCCUUAUUAUCUGAAGUCCCCAAGCUCAUCCUCUCACUCAAAUUCACAGAAUUGACUAAAUUUCUGAUGAUUUCUGGUUUUAUUUUUAAUACUGACCACAUUGUAUGAUAAGUGUGUAUAUCAAAAUUCGAAAAAUGAUUAAAAAUAAGCAGAAAUUUUUGCCCUGUGGACACUACAGGAAGUCAUUUUCAGAAUGAUAAAUUUUCACUUUCAUUUGGCAUUCUGACAUUGAUUGUAGUUGUUUACAGAAAUGGAAAAAUCAGAUUGGCUGUUCAAAUACUUGAUGUUCAAAUCCCAGAUGUUCUUGAAAUAUUUGUUUUAUAUAAACAAAGGACUACUUAUAAUAUUCCAAUCAUACUUGUAAUACUGUGGAUUCAUUUAUUUUCGUGUGUACCUAUUUUUUACGGAAAAGGAAAAUUUUAUUUUCGUGGAUAUUUUAUUUUGUGGUUUUGCAAAAUUCUGAAUAAAGGCAAUAGAAAUUUUGCACUUCGCUAUUGUUCACCUGUACCAAUGAAAUCCAUGAAAAUGGGUAUCUCACGAAUAAUAAAGAAUCCACAGUAAUUAAACUCAAUUAUAAGUUGAAUAUGUGUAUUAAAGUACUUGAUAAUUUUCUGUUGGUCUAAUUUGUAUUUGAAUGGUACUACAUCACAAGAGAAAUGACUUAGUACAAAUUAUAAUUUUAGAGUUGAUUAAUAGAGUGCAUUAGAAACAAGUUUAAAAUCUUGUAGAUACAUUAAUAACAACACUAACAAAGCUUAAGUAACUAUGUUAAGUGCCUAAUAAAACAAUACAGAAGAAGCUUUCUAUAAUAAAUUUAUGUUUGUAUUUAAAAACAAAGGGAUACAUUUAAACCUUGCAAUGUUUGUUUUACAAUAGUUUCAAAAAACCACUUGUGAUAAAAGGUCAUGUGUCUGAGCUGGAAUUCAUGAUUUGGUAUUCCUCAUACUUCAAUUCUUUGUUUAAUACCAUUUGUAAACUUUAUUGUAGCACAAUUUGAAAUAAUUUUUGCAGUUUUAAACUUGAAAGUUUGAUGAAUUCUUGUGGUGUAAUAGACUUAAGAUAUGGUACCUUGACCAGGAAUUUGUAGACUGUUACUUACCAAUGUCAUCAUCCGUAAAGGUGUUAUAUUUACAUAACUCUAUUGAUUCACACAGAAAAAGAUAUUAUGACUGGCUUUGUACUAAUUUCUUAUUUUAAAUAGUGUUUUGGUGCUAAAACAGAUUUGUUGCAGAAGCUUUUAUAAAGUGAUGAGUCAUAAAUGUGUACAAAACUGGUAGAAAUUUGAGGAUUCUUUAUGCAGAAAUAACUACAUAUAUACAAAUACGUCAUUGAAACUAGUGUGGGUAGUUUGUUAAAUAUGGUAUUAUUGAAUACCAAUGUGAUUAGUCAGUUAGACAAGAUAUUUAACUUUUUAAAUGACUGUAUUUUCAAAUGAAUAAGAAUGAAAAAUUUAAUAAUACACAUUAAUUGUAACAACA
Messenger RNA from Mytilus californianus (California mussel), 12351 nucleotides. Its product is annotated as serine/threonine-protein kinase TAO1-like. The transcript has 19 exons. The record is from RefSeq and is a predicted model, not a curated record. Bases 244 to 2994 code for a protein of 916 amino acids. Lineage: Eukaryota; Metazoa; Mollusca; Bivalvia; Mytilida; Mytilidae. Gene Ontology annotation, molecular function: protein kinase activity; ATP binding. Gene Ontology annotation, biological process: protein phosphorylation.